Messenger RNA from Zophobas morio, 764 nucleotides. RefSeq lists its product as uncharacterized. Bases 77 to 667 code for a protein of 196 amino acids. The transcript is spliced from 3 exons. The record is from RefSeq and is a predicted model, not a curated record. NCBI's taxonomy places the organism in Eukaryota, Metazoa, Arthropoda, Insecta, Coleoptera, Tenebrionidae.
GCCAGUGAGUUGUCAAAUUAAUUUAGAAUUUCAAAAUGUAAUAAAUUGUUCUUGUUGAAUAUACUACACUUAGAUCAUGUUUCGAAACAACAGGAUCCAAAGUCAAAAGCUGUCUCUCACAGACAUGCUCGCGUUUCCAAAAAAAUGGAACCUGUAUAAGAAACAAUUUAAGAAAAAAUAUAAAGAUAAGGAUGAAGACGCAAUACGCAAACAAAUUUAUUUUUCCCGGUACGCACAGAUUGAAGAAAACAAUAAAAAUUACAACGAAAAGUCAGUAUAUUUUAGAAUAAAUCAUACCGAGUUCAGCGAUCUAACUGAAGAGGAAAUACAAAUGCAUUAUUUCAAGAAUCCUACAGAAGAAGCUAACAUCAUCAUAGCGGGAAAAACCCCUGAAGAACAGUGGGAAAACUUCAAAAAACAAAUGAAAAAGAAAUUUAAGUCGCAAAGUGAAGAAGACAUUCCGAAAUUUUUUUUCUUUUCGAAGUUAAAAGAGAUUGAGCAACAAGUAAACGAUCUCAAAAAAGUCGGUAUUGCUAUUGAUUUACAACACGUGAAUCGUUACUGUGACUACCAUAACAAGAAUUCAGAUAACACGUUUCUGGAUGAUGUUGUGACUGACGAAAAACCUAAAGGGAAAAGAAAAAGAUUCAGAGCGUUUUUUAAAUGAGUAGUAAAGCUUUUAAAUGGAAAGAAGUGAUACUGAUGAGAAGAAACAGUUUUCCCAUGUAUAUUUAAAAAACAUAUAAUAAGAACAUUUUACAAAU